CUCUCACUCCUGCAAUCCUCGAACUCUACCUACAGUACACCCAAGCCCUACUUCUAAGCUCCCCAAACAACGCGCCCCUUCACCUAACAAUGUCUGACAUCGUUUCCAACCCGCCAACUCAAGCAGGUGCUGAGUCAAAGAGUGCUCGCAAGAAGAAGGCCAAGGCUGCAGCAGCUACACCCGCGACCGCGCCUGGAAAGACGACCUCGGAAAUCAGCUCUUCUUCACCGGCCGCGGAGAAGCUCAAUGGAACCGACGCGAACGUGGAGAGCCAAUAUGUCAAGGACCUCCAACGAUCUAUCCGAAGCACCCAAAAAAAACUGAAUCUGAUGCAAAAGGUGGACUCUGUAAUCGCAGAAAACCCCGACGUAUCCCUCGACGAUCUGGUUGCUUCCCGCAAAAUCAACAACGACCAAAAGGCACAGGCGCUGAAGAAACCCGGCCUCCAAGCUCAGCUCGCUCAGUACGAAGAGCAGCUUACCCAGUUCAAGAAGUUCGACGCCGAAUACAAGCAAAAGGUGGCAGCAGAGAAGGAGGCUCUACAAUCUGCACACAAGGAGGAAUUGGAGAAGCUACGCGAGACCCUGAAGGCGGAAGCGGCGGCCGAGGCGCACAAGGCGUUCAAGGACCGCUUCUUGACCCUCUCACGAUUCCUACGCGCGGCUGCUGCCAGGCGCCAGCUCGAGGACGACGACACUGAUGUCACCAAGGCAUUUGAGGGCGCGUUGCUUCUGGUGUAUGGUGGUGAUGCAUCAGCAGUCUCGGCGGCCGAGAAGCUGAUUGAAGGCACUGAAGACAAUGUUCCCUCCACCGAGGGUGCGGCAUUGAAUGUCACCUACGCCGAAAUCAAACAGGCCGCUCUCGACGAGGCUCCUUUCGCAGCCGAAGAGGCGUGGGUCGAGGACGUUGCACAGUCGCAGGCUGCAGCGGCGGAUUCGGAGGCCACCCACCCUAUAUCGACCGACCCUACAAUUGCGCACGCGGGAUUGACGGAGCUGGACACUUCGGGCACUAUUACAAACGGCGAAACUGAGGUGCUCGAUACUCCUAACGCGCCAGCUGCAUCUAGCAUUGAUGCUGGUGCUGCUAAUGCGGCUGCGGACGAGCAGUGGGACAAGCAGGCCUCCGCUGUUUCGGACGACCCUCUCACCGAGUCGUUCGAGAUGAUUCCCCGCGACCCUGCCGAGACUGAAUCACCGGCAGUAGCGGCACCGAACAACAGCACGCAGAGCUGGGCUGAUGACACCCCGGACGCUACCCCAGCAGCUCCUGCGAACGGCAACGACGGAUUCCACGAGGUCCAACACCGUGGCAGGGGCCGAGGAGGAUUUCAAGGCGAGGGCCGCGGUGGUGGCGGAUAUCGCGGACGUGGUGGACGAGGAGGAGAAGGCCGGGGCCGAGGACGUGGCCGUGGAGAGGGAGGCUUUCGCGGCGGACGCGGUCGUGGUGGAUUCAGGGGCGGAGAACGUGGCGGCGCGCCACAGUAAGUCAGUCACUUCGAAGCUUGCCUCUCCCACGCUAUCGGCGGAAAGGGGGGGAUCGCAUCUGGUUGACUAGGUUCAUCGACCCGAAUUGUGGCGCAUGUGGAAGGGGUCGUCAGUUGGGUUUCCGAUAGGUUUUGUGGUUUCUUCUUCUGCUUCCCACCAUGUCCAAGCAUUUUGAGCGGUUG
Mytilinidion resinicola is the source of this 1669-nucleotide messenger RNA. RefSeq lists its product as uncharacterized. Bases 90 to 1487 code for a protein of 465 amino acids. The transcript is spliced from 4 exons. The record is from RefSeq and is a predicted model, not a curated record. Lineage: Eukaryota; Fungi; Ascomycota; Dothideomycetes; Mytilinidiales; Mytilinidiaceae.